AUGGCUGGAAUCUACUACGGUUUGGUGGUCUCGGCUCAGUGGCAGCACGACAACUGCUGCCGCAAUACAGCAGUGCCCACGAGCCAGCGUGAGGUAACGAGUCGGUUCGAAAACAAAUCAGCCAAUCACCGAGCGGUUAUCGAGAAGAGAGCAGGGGCUCCCUCCAAGGCGGACAGCAGCACCUGCGGUUGGCGUCGUGUGGACGGGCGGUACUCAAAGUCCGUGGCGGCAAUUUCAUUCUGCAAUUUCCCGACAGUCAACGACGCCAGCGCACUUGUUUCUUCGAGUUCGCAGUCGUCCGUUUCCCGUGGAGACCAGUCAGAGCGUCUUCGAUCAACUAACGGACCCAGUCUUUCUGUCGACGAAGCCUCAGGCUCCGCACCAGACACACCCCAAAUGGCUGGUGCCGCAGGUAACUCGUAUAUGUCCCUGGCGACGCCCAACGACGUCAAGAACUACACGAACGACGUCGGCCAGAUCCAGUGGGCGCAAGUGCCACUGAACGCCGCGCUUGACAAGCUCAAGUCGUCCCGUGAGGGUCUGACGUCCGAUGAGGCCGAGAAGCGUCUGGCCGAGUACGGCCCCAACAAGCUGCCGGAGGAGAAGAUCAACAAGCUGACGCUGUUCCUGGGCUUCAUGUGGAACCCGCUGUCGUGGGCCAUGGAGGUGGCCGCCGUGUUGUCGAUUGUGCUGCUGGAUUACGCCGAUUUCGCUCUGAUCCUGUUCCUGCUGCUGCUGAACGCAUGCAUCGGCUACUUGGAGGAGGUGCAGGCCGGCGACGCUGUGUCGGCUCUGAUGGGCCAGCUGGCGCCCGAGGCGAAGGUGUUCCGUGACGGUGAAAUUAAGAAUAUCCCGGCGGACCUACUGGUCCCCGGUGACGUGCUGCGUGUGCGUCUGGGUGACGUGAUCCCGGCCGACCUCAAGUUCCUAGAGGGUGACGCGGUCAAGGUGGACCAGUCGUCGCUGACGGGGCUACUCUGGUUCGGUUGUGAAGCAGGGUGA
This is a messenger RNA of Phytophthora infestans T30-4, 1002 nucleotides long. RefSeq names its product P-type ATPase (P-ATPase) Superfamily. The transcript has 5 exons. The record is from RefSeq and is a predicted model, not a curated record. The coding region runs from base 1 to 1002 and encodes 333 amino acids. NCBI's taxonomy places the organism in Eukaryota, Oomycota, Peronosporomycetes, Peronosporales, Peronosporaceae. Gene Ontology annotation, molecular function: P-type proton-exporting transporter activity. Gene Ontology annotation, biological process: regulation of intracellular pH; proton transmembrane transport. Gene Ontology annotation, cellular component: plasma membrane.